Molecule: messenger RNA, 1032 nt
Organism: Hydatigera taeniaeformis
Lineage: Eukaryota; Metazoa; Platyhelminthes; Cestoda; Cyclophyllidea; Taeniidae
Source: the annotation of a GenBank genome assembly
AUGAAAAGGGCGCUGUUUCCUAUUCUGAUACAAUGUUUUGGUUUAAUCCUCCUCGGCUUCCUGGCAGGCCAGCUUAAGCUGCUCACGAACGCACAAGCAAAAGGUCUCGGUAUUUACGUUACUUCCUUUGCCCUGCCGGCGAUCUUCUUCUCUGUCAUGGUGUCAAUGAACUUCUCUGAUGUCGAUUGGUACGUCGUCCUGGCCGUGUCUUUAGGCAAAGCAAUCAUCUUCUUUCUAACGAUAGUUAUUGUGCUUGUUGUUUCACGUGGUAAUUCCAUCGGUUUGGCUGGCUUGCUGGCAAUUUUCACCUCCCAAACCAAUGAUGUUGCCCUUGCCUACCCAGUGCUUCGUCUCCUCUACCCCGACCUGGCUGCAUAUAUCUACCUCUUUGCCCCGGCUCAGCUAGUCGUUCUGAAUCCAUUGGGCUACUUUGCUCUAGAGUGGCACAAGGCCAAAGAAGGGGCUCUUGUCGAUUCCAUAAUAGCUUCGCAUUCCCCAACUUCGUCUCAGAUGACUUUAACACUGACUUGCAAGAGAAUACUAAGUGUGAUGCGACAAGUGAUACUGAACCCUCUCUUUUUCAUGACUGUGAUCGGCGUGGUUUUUAACUUUAUCUUCAAGCAAAAAUUACCUGACAUAAUGAAGGGUUUUUUCAACGAUCUGGGGUCAUCCUUUAGUGCGACUGCUCUUUUCUACCUCGGUUUCAGUAUGGUUGGAAGAAUUAAGCGCAUUGAUCGGCGUGGACUUUACAUUCUUAUUUCUAUUCUCAUUGCAAAAGUUAUUAUUUCGCCCUUCAUAACUCGUGAGAUAACGGUGCUGCUGCUGUCCCACCAGCCAAAUGAAAUAUCGGUGGCUAAGUCUAGCUUCGCCUUUCUUUAUGCUGCUGCCCCUACUGCGCCUCCUGUCUUUCUCUUUGCAUCGAACUCCGGCAUUCUGCCUGAAGUGAAUAUCCGCAGUAAUUUUGAAUUGAGAGAUGGGACGAUUAUUGGUGUCGGUCUGGAUUCUGAUGGGCAGCAUACCACUUUCGAAUAA